CCCUCGUAUGUACAUGUGCAUUCAGUUAGAACAAUCAAAACGCACAAAAUCAGUAUAUUUUUUAUUUCUGUAUUUUCAGAAAAUUUAUCAAGUCCCGGUGAUGCCCUCGAGAAAUACGAGCUACAAAAGAAAGUCGGUUCCGGGGCAUCUGGAACGGUACGAAUGGCACGACCUAAAGCGUCAAUGGAAGACGUUGUCGCUAUUAAAGUCAUGGACCUAUCAAAUCAGCCAAAGAAGGAACUGCUUAUUACAGAAAUCGAAGUAAUGAAACUAUACCGACACGAAAACAUUGUUAAUUUUCUAGACUGUUAUAUGGUUGGAGAGAAUCAGGAAUUAUGGGUAAUCAUGGAAUUUUUGGAUGGCGGUCCGUUAACUGAUGUUGUAACGGAGACGAAAAUGAAGGAAGGUCAGAUUGCGGCCGUGUCGAGGGAAUGUCUUAAAGCAUUAGACUUUUUACAUACGCAUAGCAUUAUACACAGAGAUAUAAAAAGUGCUAAUGUACUACUUGGCAUGAACGGAAGAGUAAAGUUGACUGAUUUUCGAUUCUGUGCCCAACUCAGUAGCGAGAAAUCAAAACGACAAGCAAUGGUGGGAACACCCUAUUGGAUGGCUCCCGAAGUUGUUUCUAGGAAACACUAUGGAAAGAAGGUUGAUAUUUGGAGUUUAGGAAUCAUGGUGAUCGAGAUGCUGGAAGGUGAACCCCCAUACCUGAACGAGACCCCACUCAAAGCCAUAUACAAAAUUGCAACUCAAGGCAAACCGGAUAUCAAAAAUUUCAAUAAAUUGUCUCCGGAACUUCAGGACUUCCUGAACCAGUCUUUGGAAGUAGAUGUUGACAAAAGAGCAACAGCAGCAAAAUUGCUGGAACAUCCGUUCCUAAGUAAGGCGAUGGACUUAUCAACACUUCGGCCACUUAUUGUCGCGGCAAAAAAGGCCACUGGACAUUAAUAAAUAUUUAAUGGCAUUAUAUUUGAUACAUUGUGAUAUCUACUAUCAUAUCUUGAACUUCAUUUGUGUCAUAUUCUAUAUCAACAAACACUUAUGUUUUGAAAUAUUUUUUAGUUGUGGGAUUUAUGUUAUAUACCUGUAAAUAUAUUAAUAUGUAUACUUAAACACGUUUAACAAAAUAUGAAAAGGUGAAUAAUAAGAAGACAUGAAGUAAUCAAAGACGGUAGUUACAUGUUGAUAUAUUAGUCUUCUUUGACCUUUCAAAAGAUAACGCGAGGGGGAAACAAAAUGUCAUUGACAAACAACUGAGUGAUUAAGCCAACUUUAUUUAUAUUCAGUGAAAAUGAAUUGUUAAGAAGCCAAAGACAAAUGCAUACAGUUAGAAUUUUCAGAUAAUUUCUGUGAAAAAAAUGGAAAACAAAUGCCAAUUUAUGAUUGACAAUUCAAAUCUCUGAUGAAAGUUUGCAGUAAACUUAUUUAAAUUCAGUGAAAAUGAAUUGUAAAGAAGCCAAAGACAAAUACGAGAACAACGGAAAACAUCUCUGAUGGAAGUGUGCAGUAAACUUUAUUAAGGAAUUCUCAAGUUUAUUUCUUUGAAUUUGUCUCAUUGAACUUACAAAAAGUGUCGACAAUGCAAGCAACGAGUUCUACGCCCAAAACGCAUGCGCAAAAUAUAACAUCCGUUGCUAGUGAUAUUUUUAAAUGUAAAACGAGUGAAAUGGUUUCCUGCGGGGAACAUUUUUAAUGAUAUAAAGAUAUUUCAUUUAACUAUUUUCAACAUUGUUUGGGGGGAUAAAUAAACGUUUGUAUCAGGAAUAUAGUUGACAAUAAUCGAUCAAAGGAUCAAAGAAGGUCUUUGGAAACUGGCGACCAAAGACUGGAGAAGGUCGAACAUAAAACAAUUAUUUCUUUUUAAGAAAAUGAUUAAAUAGGCCUACCAUUUUAUGAAUAAUUCCGAGCAAAAAAAAUUAAGUAAACACACAAGUUUACAAAAUAUCUCUAUUUAUUAUGGCAGAUGCCACUACGAAUAUUUUAAUUUUGUAGAUUUUCAAUUUAUUGUUUGUAAAAUUUGAGAUAGAUAUUAAAGAAACAUUGAUAAACAUUGAUAAACAUUGAUUUCAAACACAUCAUUCAAGUUUUUCCACCUUAAACGGUAAAAUAAUUAUAGAAAAUUAGAAAUGUCACUUAAUAGUUUUUACUCUUAAAGAUCCUGUAACACAUUUUUUUCAUGGUUUUAUUUAAAAAAUAUGACGCUCAAAUUAAGAUUUGUCAAUCUUGUAAGUUCAAAUAAGCAUUAUCUAUAAAGAUAUUACCCAAUUUAACAUUUUGCGUAAAUAAAGGGAGGUAAUUAGAAAUUUAUUUUCUAUAAAUUCCAAGUCAAAUUUUCCAAUAAGAAAUGAAUGCAUGUAACUUAUU
This is a messenger RNA of Ruditapes philippinarum (Manila clam), 2364 nucleotides long. RefSeq names its product serine/threonine-protein kinase PAK 3-like. The record is from RefSeq and is a predicted model, not a curated record. Gene Ontology annotation, cellular component: cytoplasm. The transcript is spliced from 3 exons. Gene Ontology annotation, molecular function: ATP binding; protein serine/threonine kinase activity. NCBI's taxonomy places the organism in Eukaryota, Metazoa, Mollusca, Bivalvia, Venerida, Veneridae. The annotation marks the transcript as partial. Gene Ontology annotation, biological process: regulation of MAPK cascade; regulation of axonogenesis; protein phosphorylation.